AUGCCGAGUGCAGCAGCCGUCACAUUAAAGACGGCCGCAACAUUUAGAAGUUCAAUUGUGCCGGCCAAUGCCAGUCGAAGUACGCAGUCAGCAGUUAGCGGCAGCAUCCAGCAUCUAAACUCAGCAUCAGCUGUGAAACGAUUUGAAAAGCGUCAAGCGAAUUCUAAGAGCGUCAAGCCAAUAAAUCAAGCAAGCAAGCAACAACGAAUCGAAUUAAAUUUAAGUGAUUUGAACAAAAGUGCAGACAACUUUAGUGCAUUAUUCUUCAGUUUGGAUUUUGGGCCUAUUGAGCUGGUUAGUCGUCAAACGGUGAGUCCAAAUACCGUCGGUAGUCAAAAGCAAAAAACAGCAGCACUCGAGUGUGUACACAUGAAAUUUAUUGCUACCAAAAACGCACGCCAUCAAGUAGCGACGCAAACUGCUAGUCCGCCAAGCAGCCACGUCGAAAUAAAAUCAGCAUUCACAAUAUCGUCUGAUAAGCCAGCAAUUGUAACGACAACCACAACUAACAGCACUACCCACGCAUACAAGCACAACCACAACCACAACCACAUCCAGAACCACAAUUACCAGCCCACAAUACCGACAACAACAGCAGCGACCUUUGUCGCCCAAGUGCCAUCAAUAAGCACUAAAAUUGCGUCAAUAAAAAGGAAACCCUCUCCAGUCCCCAUUCCACAUAAGCAGCUCAUUUUGUCGGCAACAACCCACGAAACAACAGAGGCAGCAACAUCAACAGUAGCACCAACAGCAGCGGCAGCAGGAGCAGGAACAGCAGCGGCAGCGGCAGCUGCGGCAACAGUUGUUAUAACAAUUGUUACACAAACAACAACCGAUAGCACAUCGAACAACAUUAAUACGACAGCACUAGGCGGCAUCUCAACCGAAGCACCAACAGCAGUGGCAGCAACAGCAGAGGAAGUGACCUCAAACGUUAAUAGCGGAGUAGGUGUGAAUACUAAUAAUACAGCGACACAGUCCGCAUUAGCGUCAGCUAUAAACACCACAACAACACCUACAACAGCAACAGGUCUCGACUUUUUUAGCCAACAACAAACGCAAGCAACGCCGGUGGCAUUGCAGCGUACAACUGCUGCUGCUUUGAUUUCACGUCAGUCCCCACAACAACACCAACUGUCGCAACUACAGUCACAGCAGCAGCCGCUGCUGUAUACGUGCUCCUCCGCAUCGCUGGCGGCUUCAUCGUCAUCGAUACUGGCUCAGCCGCCGCCAACGAAGAUUUUUAAAACGGAUCAUUUGUGUGUGAACGCUUACGGUUUGCCCACUGUUGCCGCUGCUGCUGCUGCUGGGCAUCCUUGCGUCUACUGUGUGAUACCAGUUGUGUUCGCUUAA
This is a messenger RNA of Anastrepha obliqua, 1353 nucleotides long. RefSeq names its product mucin-5AC-like. NCBI's taxonomy places the organism in Eukaryota, Metazoa, Arthropoda, Insecta, Diptera, Tephritidae. The record is from RefSeq and is a predicted model, not a curated record. The transcript has 4 exons. The coding region runs from base 1 to 1353 and encodes 450 amino acids.